AUGGCCCAGCGCGAUCGUGCAAAAGCGCUUGGAGAGCCUCUCCCGCCCAUGCAUAUGGGUAUUCUCUGGGCCAUUUUGAUGUUUGUGCUGCAAAUGACGGAAUUCCUGCUGGAAAUCAAUGUCUUUCAAUCAGGGCGCUCAGCAGCUAUCCAGAUGCGCGCUUAUCUCUCGACAGAGCUCUUUUCUAAAAUCCUGCGCCGCCGCACACAUUAUGCGGCUGCGUCUGACAACCGCUCCGACGGGAUAACCGACGGGCACAUCGCGUCCCUCUUAUCCGUCGACACGGCCCGCAUCGAGACGGCACUUGCUUUGCUCCAUCAGCCAUUAGUGGACUACCCCCUAACGAUAUUGUUCUGCAGUAUCUACCUCUUCCGACUCCUGGGCCUAUCAGCAUUGGUGGGCCUAUCCGUCCUGGCCAUUACAGCACCGCUGCAAACACAUUUGUCAAAGAAGCUCGUCAAGAUUCAAGAUCACAUUUUGCAUGCCACGGACGCACGCUUGAACCUUGCUAAUGAAGUCCUCAUGUGUAUCAAGACAGUCAAGUUUUUUGCUUGGGAGCAGCCGUUCCUUGAUCGUAUGCAGCAGACACGCGCUCGUGAACUGCGAUCACUGGCAUGGAAUAACAUGAUCAAUGUCAUUUACAACUUUAUUUUUGUCGGUGUACCCAUGUUCGUCACUCUCGUGGCCUUUGGAAGCUACACUUAUGUGUUUGGGCACCAGCUUACAGCCCAAACGGCAUUCACGUCGCUUUCCAUUCUCACGACCCUUCGAAUGCCGCUCUCGGAUUUACCGGAACUGAUUGUACAGCUCCUGGGUACAGCUGUAUCUCUCCGCCGCAUUCGUACCUUCCUUGACAUGGAAGAGACGGACAAGUACAACCAAUUGGACAACAGCCCAAACGAGCCAUUAACGGAGAUUGGCUUCGACAAGGCCACAUUUUCCUACUUCCACCGCGAUCCCAUUGCACCACUACGAAUUGACUCAAAUAUGCAGCUCACAGAAUCGGUCGCUUAUUGCUCGCAAAGUCCGUGGCUGCUAGGAACAUCUGUGCGCGAAAAUAUUCUGUUUGGUACCGAGUAUGAUGACGAGCGCUACCACGAAGUGCUUCGAGCCUGUGCUCUCGAGCCUGACCUUGACAUUCUCGAGUUCCACGACGAAACAGAAGUCGGCGAAAAAGGUACAUCACUAUCAGGUGGUCAAAAGGCCCGCAUUGCCCUCGCAAGGGCCUUCUACUCGCAUGCCAAGCACAUUCUUAUUGACGACGCACUGAGUGCCGUCGAUGCACACACCGCCAAGCACUUGCACCAGCAUUGUUUUCAAGGCCCUCUAUCCCGCGGUCGAACCAUCGUCCUAGUCACGCAUGCUACGGCUCUUUUAAUGCCUACGGCAGCAUACGUUGUCGUACUAAACAAGGGCCGUGUUGUCGCCCAGGGUGCUCCCACAGAUGAUGAUGUGAUGAAGCAUAUGCCAGAGGUCCUCGCUUAUCCCGUGGAUAACCAGGGUUCCUCCAACGAUACACCCGAAGCGCUUGAAGAGAGAAAAAAAAAUGCCGAGGCUCGACGCUCGAUGAAGGAUAUUGGGGCAAAUGCCGAAUCGAUUCAGCGCCGCAUCAAAGGCUUGUCGCUGUAUUGGAUCUAUAUUCGCUCCGUAUCAAAACGCGGGUCUGUUGCUGUGGGCCUUUGGCUAACGUUGCUAACCCUAUACUCGAGUGUGCGCGCGGCUGACGUGUCGAGCAACUCGUGGCUCAAGCAAUGGGCUAGUUCUUACGACCAAGUGGAUGAGUCCAUGCAAGCCAUGCUCCAAGCUUGGCGUGCUGUUCGUCAGCCAACUCCCGACGGUGAUCUUACGCUGUACUACCUCAGCAACUAUGUGCUUCUGAAUGCUAGGCAGCCUGCUUAA
Malassezia sympodialis ATCC 42132 is the source of this 1899-nucleotide messenger RNA. RefSeq lists its product as uncharacterized. The record is from RefSeq and is a predicted model, not a curated record. The transcript has 3 exons. Lineage: Eukaryota; Fungi; Basidiomycota; Malasseziomycetes; Malasseziales; Malasseziaceae. Bases 1 to 1899 code for a protein of 632 amino acids.